Molecule: messenger RNA, 1716 nt
Organism: Galendromus occidentalis (western predatory mite)
Lineage: Eukaryota; Metazoa; Arthropoda; Arachnida; Mesostigmata; Phytoseiidae
Product: probable low-specificity L-threonine aldolase 2
Exons: 9
Coding region: 81-1238 (385 amino acids)
Biological process (GO): L-threonine catabolic process; glycine biosynthetic process
Cellular component (GO): cytosol
Molecular function (GO): L-allo-threonine aldolase activity
Source: RefSeq, a predicted model, not a curated record
AGACACAGCGACUGCGCGCUUACAGAGACGUGCCCUCAUCGCUCGAAGAUCGUGAGUCAUCCCAUUGAAAUUGCGGCAUUAUGAAGACGCGACACACUUGCGACUUCCGAAGUGAUACAGUCACGACCCCAACUCAAGAAAUGCGCGACGCGAUGCGGGCUGCGGUCGUCGGGGACGAUUUCUUCCAGGAUGAUCCUACCGUCAACGAAUUGCAGCGAAUGGUUGCUGAGAUGUUCGGGAAAGAAGAUGCUCUGUUCUUCCCGUCGGGCACGAUGGCUAAUAUAUGCGCAACGAUGACUCACUGUGGACAGCGGGGUCAAGAAGUUCUUUGUGGGGACCAUUCACACAUUUUUCUGCUCGAGCAGGGAGGGGUUUCCUCGCUAGGAGGCUUGAGCAUCGCGACAGCGCCUAAUCAGAAUGAUGGCACAAUUCUCAUUUCCGACUUGGAACGCCGCAUCAGGCCUCUGAAUAGCAUUUGUAGUCCGCGAACUGGCCUCUUGUGCAUUGAGAACACGCAUAAUGUCAAAGGCGGACAAGUCCUUGAUCUAUCCUACAUGCACGACAUCGGGAGAUUCGCGAGAAGUAAUGGAGUACCCUUGCACUUGGAUGGGGCGCGCCUACUUCACGCUUCCACCUACCUCGGCUGUUCCCCCGAGAGUCUGACCCGCGAUGUGGAUAGUGUGAUGAUGUGCAUCUCGAAAGGUCUCGGAGCCCCGGUCGGCUCCUUGCUCGCAGGCUCAACAGACUUCUGCAAACAAGCCCGCAGGAACCGCAAGGUUCUCGGAGGAGGCAUGCGACAAGCAGGGAUCCUUGCAGCCGCAGGCAUCGUCGCUUUGAAUUCGACCGCGAAGGCUCUGCAAAAGGAUCACGAUAAAAACUAUCACUUCGCUCAGAGUCUCGCAGCCUUCGACAACGACAUCUUCUCAAUCAAUCUUGAUAGGACUCAGACUAACAUGACAAUAUUGAACAUGAAGAAUGGUUACAAUCCGGAAGUAUUCUGUAGUCAAUUGGAAACGAUUUUCCCCGACGAGGCCUAUGAGCUCGGAGAAGAAAUUCAAGUUCGUUUGCUUCCGAUAACGAGGACGGCGGUGCGAGCAACAUUCCACCUUGAUAAUUCAUCCGAUGAUGUCUCAGCCGCGGUCAACAAAAUCAAAUUCGUUGUCGAGAACCAUUGCAGAAUUAGCGGGAAGCAACCGCAACGUGCCUCCUCCGCGACGAUGAUUGAUAGCUACAUAUGAGGUCUAGAUACGGAUUGUCUCGAAUGAUGUAUUUCACCAAAACCAUUCUGAUCGGUAUAAUGAGCUACAACGCUUGGUUAGCUAAUAGUGAAGUUCUCGCUUUCUCCGGAGCGUAAGUCAUGAUGUUGUUCCUGAAGGCUCUGCAAAGAGAGACGUAGUCCGAGUUUUUGUCUGCACUAGGUAUAUGCACUCAUGUUCGUGGAUUCAGCGGGGGAUCGAUGGGGUACCCCAAGGAGGCGAGGUCUAAAUGCAGCGAGCCGGCUCGUCAAUCUGCUGGCUAUUCAUAGGUGUAUUCAUAGUUCUUUGAUAUUCCAGGAUGAGCUCGGACCAAGGAGCCUCAAACAUGAGUCGGAGCUUCCGAUGAAUACACUUAUCGGGCGUAUAUCUUAAUAACUACCCAGAAGCGAUAGAGAUUACAUGAUGAAUUCGGAUUAUGAAGCUCGAAUGUUAGAAACUUGAGUCGGGGCUCCCGAUAAAU